AUUGGCUAACCUUUUAUUUGACGUCGUCAAAUGUGACUUCUGACAUAUCGUGUUCUAAUAGCGCCCUCUAUAUUUUUCCUUUUUUAGUGAAAACUUCUAUUAGAAGAAUUGUAAAACAUGGCUCCUAGGAAAGGAAAAGCCCCAAAAGAAGAAGUCCAGCUAUCUCUUGGACCUCAAGUUCGCGAAGGAGAAAUAGUUUUUGGUGUAGCACACAUUUUUGCCAGUUUCAAUGAUACAUUUGUUCAUGUUACUGAUUUAUCAGGCAGAGAAACUAUUUCCAGAGUAACUGGAGGUAUGAAAGUUAAAGCCGACAGAGACGAAGCCUCUCCUUAUGCCGCUAUGUUAGCUGCCCAGGAUGUAGCUGAAAAAUGCAAAACCUUAGGAAUCACAGCACUCCACAUUAAAUUGCGUGCCACAGGUGGCAACAAAACAAAAACUCCCGGACCCGGUGCCCAGAGCGCCUUGAGAGCCCUUGCACGUUCCAACAUGAAAAUUGGCAGAAUCGAAGAUGUUACCCCCAUUCCAUCAGACUCCACCCGUAGGAAGGGAGGGCGCCGUGGUCGUAGGUUGUAGG
This is a messenger RNA of Psylliodes chrysocephalus, 574 nucleotides long. The record is from the annotation of a GenBank genome assembly. NCBI's taxonomy places the organism in Eukaryota, Metazoa, Arthropoda, Insecta, Coleoptera, Chrysomelidae.